UAGCAGUGUCGACGCGCGCUCGUUGAAAGUAAAAGUUUAGUGAAAAUAUUACGACUGAAAAUAUACCUAAUAUCGUGUUUGGUUAUAAUUAAGUGAAUUCAUUCACGACGCGUUGAAAUUUUUACUUGUUAACGAAGUAAAUAGUGGGUUUUUAUAUUUUUCUUGUGAUAAAGUGCCGUUUUGUUUAAAUUAAAAAAAAAAAACAGGUUUUAACUUAUAAAAAAAUAAUCAUCAAGGAUCAUUUUUGCGACUGACGACGAAGAUUUAUCAUCUUCGAUAUUUUUUAUCCCAAGAAAAGGGAUUAAUAACUGGAAAAUCAAUUAAAUUGGCAAGUGCAAAAACCGCGGAAGCAGUACCGAUGUGAAUCGAUGGGAAAGUGAGAUGACGGAGCCGAAAUGAGAAUCUCACGUACCUGAACAAUGCUUGACGACCGCCUGCCCGAGCGUGACGUUUACACUUGAAACACGGCAAGAUGUUUCGAAAAAUGCAAUAUGUCGUCAGAGCAGCAAUACUAUUCGUUCUAUGGAUACCUACCCUGACCGCCCAAGGAAAGGAAAUCACAAACCCAUUACCAUCUUGUCCAAUAGGAUUUACACUAAUUUACAAAAAGGAUAAAUACACCCCAUUCUGUGUAAGACGAAAAGGCCCAGAGACUUUCACUGAAUUGUACAAAGAUUGCGUUGGAAAUCUGUACACCACGAAAUUGUAUCAAGAGCUGAAUAUAUCGAAGCCCGAUUAUGCUGUAUGGACUGAAUACAAAACGUUGUAUUCAGGCGGAGUCUUCAUCGACUGGUCCCACACAAGGACUACGGGGGAUCAGUUCAAAUCAGAUGAUGUAGUACUUGAUCCUAUGCUAGAUGUAGAUGGAGAUUUGUGUUUGAUAAUGGAUCCUGUUAGUAAUUUCACUGCUGUUAAAUGCCAUACGAAUCACUACAGAUUUUGCGUGGUUAAACCUUACGUAAAAGAGGGUAUGACGAAAAAAGGUUGUGAAGGGUUGAAGGAUUCUUUUAGGUUCUGGAGCCCGGUUUCAACUUGCUUAACAGUUUUAACAGGGGUUGGAGGGGGUGCUGUUCGAGCGACUUGGAACCAAGCGAGGGAUCUUUGUGGUAAAAAGGGGGGUUAUCUGCUGAGUCAUGGGUGGAGAUAUUCGAAUUAUAAAGAAUUUAGUUAUGCCAAUAAUUUAAAUCAUACGUACCCACUGGGAAUUGUUAUGAGCACUAAUUAUUCUUGGCUGAGAUAUGACGCGAUGACUGAUCAUUCAGAGAUACCAAUAUCAGAGUGGAAUUUCGGUGAUACAAUAAACACGACGGAUACAUUUCUCGGUGCUUUGCGCUAUAAUUUUUGGUAUCUCGUGAAUGGAUCUUACAUAUUCUAUGACGUCAUAUGCGAGCGAUCUGUUCAAAUAAAAGAUGUCAGUUUGGAUGUAACGAUAGACGUAGAAAACAAACUCACGCUUGCAGUCAACGAUUCUCUAGAUAAAGAUGAUAUUUAUUGUUUCACUGACUCUGUAUACUACUACCCAGUGAAAGUCAAAAAAGAAAGAGUCGAUGAUAGUAAUGUAUAUGUUCUUAAACCGAAACAGGACGGUUACUAUUGGUGUACUCAUGUUAACACGAAAAGAUUCAAAGUCACGGAAUCAAAAAAAGUUUUGUUCAUACGAGAAAAAGUCUCCCUAGUCAAUUUGUAUACCAUCAAAUUAAGAUAUUUGAAGAUGUAUAGUAUAAUAGAAGAUUUGGAAAAACUUUAUAGUAUUUUGGGAAUGAGAUUAAAGGAAUACAUUUAUUUACGCACAAAAUACGAAAGCGUUUACGGGGAUUUAAAUACAAAUAUAACAGAGGAAGUGUUAAAAAGUUUUCAAAGUACCAACUACGGUUUGGAUUGGAAAGAGAAUUCGGUUAUUGUAAAGAUGAAGAUAAAAAGAUUGUAUUUAGAUAGAGGAACAAUUCUAAUUCAUGUGGAACUACAUCCUGAUAUGAGACCUGUCACGCCUGGUAUUUGGGAAGAUAUUGUGAUUUUGUCCAUGAAGCCAGUGUUUUACUGCAAAGGUUUUGAUUCCAUACCUCAGAUGUCUUUAGGGCAGUCAACAAAAUCCGUUGGGUGCCGCACCCAUACAUGCGUGGGUGAUUUCAACGAGGGUGUGCAAUGGGUGACCACGGCUACCGCAGACUGCUCCACCCGUUCGCCCGUUACCCUCGACAGAUCCCUUCAAUUCUUACCUACACAGAUCUCGAAUCCUGAAACGACACCCGACUAUGACAGCUCCGAAGAAGAACCUUUACUAGAAACCGCAGCGACAUCUUCCGAAAAGAAAAAAACAUCGACUACUAGCAGACCUAUUGUUAUCCUACCUGAAAUAACCACAACCGAAAUGCCGUCUGAAGUAUCCACGGUUACCGCGCCUUCGGAAGAAUUGUCCACUAUUGAUAGUCCGGAGAUAUUUGAAUCCACUACGGUUUCUAUAGAGAAUAACAGUACAACAGAGUUUAACACGACUACGAUUUCUACGACCACAGCGUCUACGCCAACGACUAGACCGCCAGGAGAACAAUUGGACCAAGUGCUAAGUGACUUGGACAACCUGAUCAACAGUUCCGCCCCUAUCACAGUGGAUGAUAUUGGCGAUGUAUUUAAUCAGGUAGAUGAAUUAUUUGAACAUCACGACAGCCUAGAAAUCCCUGGUCGUCUUUUACACCUCCUAGAUAAUUUGGGUGCUGCCAUAGAGCUGAACGGAUCAAGAAGCGUUACUACAGUGCGGAACAACAUUGCUAUGUUGCUAGCCGAUGCUGAGCCAAGCCAUCCCGUGAGAGGCAUGAAGAUAGCAGCAAGAGACAACGAUGUAUUUACUGACGGUGCUUUCGAAAUUAUCUCAGGUGAAGUAAACAGAACAGUCCUCGACUCCGAAAGGAACGAGGUAGUGGUUCACUUGCCACAGUCCGUGUCAGACGCAUCUCGUCGCAUUAGUUUCGUGGUGUUCAGGAACGAUAGAGCCUUCCAAGCGAGCCAAAAAUCUUACUCGGUUAACAGUCGCGUACUGAGUAUCAAAGUGGAGGAUGUCACCAACUUUGAGAAUGGAGAGGUAAUAGACAUCCAUUUAAGCCCAACAACAACAGAAACAGACCGCAACGCAACAAGAACAUGCGCUUACUGGAAAUUCAAUGAAGAUGGAACUGGAUCCUGGUCCUCCGAUGGUUGCACCCUCAUCCGUGCAACUGAACCAGGCAUGCUAGACACUUGCAGAUGCACCCAUCUCACGCAUUUCGCUGAAGUAUUGUUCCCGAAGUCAGUAUUUUCCCAAAAGGAUGAAGAUGUUUUGGAACUGCUAACUGUUAUUGGAUGCUGCUUAUCUAUUUUUGGGCUGAUAAUGGUUGGAGUUACGGCAGCCAUGUUCAGAUCCUGGCGACGAGAUUAUAGCAACAAAAUCUGGCUUCAAUUAUGUAUAUCAAUAUUCUUACUCGUCCUUAGCUUUUUAGUAAUUAUUUUUGCUAAAUUUGACCAAUACAGUAUUGCUUGUAUGUUAAUAGGUGUAGUCUUACAUUACUCAGUUCUAUCGUCAUUCUGCUGGAUGUUAGUAGCAGCAGUGUUAUCGUAUAGAAGAUUAGUAUUAGUCUUCACAAGAGAUGCCUCACAUAAACUGUUGAGAGCAUCUGCAUUUGCUUGGGGGGUUCCUUUGGCUAUUAUUGGCAUUCUUCUUUCAGCCGCUCCGUCUUCUUACGCGGGGCGUUUCGAAGAGAAAAUGCCGAGUGGUUCUUUUUGCUAUCCUUCUGGACUUGCUAUGUGGCUGGCUGUAUAUGCCCCCAUAGCAUUUAUAUUACUUGUAAACUGGACACUAUUUGCUUUAAUAGUCCGUUCCGUGUUUGCAUCUAGGGGGAUUCAGAGACAUGGGGAUUCGAACGAAGCUCUCCGUUGCGCUUCCGUUAGUUGUUUAUUGGUUUUCCUUUUUGGGCUGCCUUGGAUUUUUGGUUUGUUCGCUUUCAACGUUGUCGCUGCGUACUUCUUCACGUUUACGGCGACUUAUCAAGGGUUUAUGUUGUUCCUUUUCUUUGUCCUUGGGAACAAGAAGACUAGGGAUUUGUGGUUGAACAAACUAAAGAUCAAGCAGACACGCAAAGUGCCUGUGACGUCAUCUACAUAUUCCAAUAGCCGUACAGGUUGGAGAGGGGCUGCAUCGCCGUUGUCUGUGGAAGCUAAGGCAUCGAAGCCUAAAUCUUUGAACCAAGAUGACUCUAGGUUUUCUUGACGAAGGCCUAAACCCAAGCAGCCAAUUAUAGGUUAAUAUUUCAACGGGUAGGUAUUUCUCGAAAAAAAUUCUCGACUUUUACUCGACAGAAUCACACUUUCUUCAUAGAUUCUUAUGAAAUAGAAAUGCAUACAGUUUGAGAUAUAAGAUGUGCAUUAACCUUAAUUUUUGUUAAUUAUGAAAUUGUACCUAAUAUUAUAGUUUGGCCAUAUUGCUACUCUUUCUAGCGAGGCGCUAAAUUCUGUGUUCAUUAUUCUAUACCCUAAAUUGUUAUGUUAAAUAGUUUUAUUUAUUUUUUGUUAUUUAUAAUCUAUUUGAUAGGAUUUAAAUGAAGGAGUUAUUU
This is a messenger RNA of Maniola jurtina (meadow brown), 4580 nucleotides long. Its product is annotated as adhesion G-protein coupled receptor G2-like. The coding region runs from base 473 to 4237 and encodes 1254 amino acids. Gene Ontology annotation, molecular function: G protein-coupled receptor activity. NCBI's taxonomy places the organism in Eukaryota, Metazoa, Arthropoda, Insecta, Lepidoptera, Nymphalidae. Gene Ontology annotation, cellular component: membrane. Gene Ontology annotation, biological process: cell surface receptor signaling pathway; G protein-coupled receptor signaling pathway. The record is from RefSeq and is a predicted model, not a curated record. The transcript has 11 exons.